Manduca sexta (tobacco hornworm) is the source of this 3072-nucleotide messenger RNA. Its product is annotated as X-ray repair cross-complementing protein 5. Gene Ontology annotation, cellular component: Ku70:Ku80 complex; nucleus. The record is from RefSeq and is a predicted model, not a curated record. Gene Ontology annotation, biological process: cellular response to X-ray; DNA recombination; telomere maintenance. The transcript has 4 exons. Gene Ontology annotation, molecular function: double-stranded DNA binding; damaged DNA binding; telomeric repeat DNA binding. Bases 332 to 2446 code for a protein of 704 amino acids. Lineage: Eukaryota; Metazoa; Arthropoda; Insecta; Lepidoptera; Sphingidae.
UAUUAUUUUAUCUGUUGAAUUGGCGGGCCGGUAUUCUAGUUUAUUGGUCUCCGAUUGGUCUCGCCGGUAUCGCACAUUCGGCAAAAGCAUUAAAUUAUUUUUUUUGCAAGUUUAUUUUGUGGCUUAUAUUUUGAGGUAUUGUAAUUAGUUUAAUCGUUUUUUUAAUAUUCUCGCUGGUUCCAUAUAGUUACAGAAAUUGAAUACAGUGUCGGACGUCUGAAUAGUGAGUCAUCAGUACCUAUAUCGUGUGAAUAAAAAACCACAACUAUUUUUCUUAUAUUUGGUUUUAUUAGAUACUUUGGUUAAUGAAUGUGUUACACAACCCAUAAAAAUGGUGAAAAAAAUUGAUACGGGUCUUAUUAUCAUUUGGGAUGUGGGAAAGAAUGUGGCGGAAGAAGAUGAAAAAAAUAAGAAAUCAUUUUUUGAGCAAUCACGAGAGUGUGUUGCAAGAAUUAUCGAACGCAAAAUAUUGACCCAAGGGAAAGACCACCUUGGUAUCAUAUUGCUGGGUGCAAAGGAAACUAAUAACAAUAUGGCAAACCAAUGUGAGGGUGUUUUCCGGAACAUUCAUACAUUUUUCCCACUCCAGCCACCAAUGUGGCAAAUGAUAAGGAAUUUGCCGAAGUCUGCAAGCAAUAAAAGUGGUGACUGGGUGGAGGCUCUUGCAGUAGCAGUGGACCAUGUCGUUGAAGUCAAAGAUUUCAACUUCACCAAUAUAAAAAUAAUACUGUUAACAAACUUUAUGAAACCUACUCGCAGCAAAAAAAAUAUUCAAAUGAUUCUAGAUGGUAUCAAAGAUGAAAAGAAGAUUGAAGUUGAUGUAAUUGGUCCAGAUCUUUAUGACACAACUAAUAAUAGCCCAGACCUAGAAUGGGCUAGAGAAUUUGUUAAAGAAACUAAUGGUGUAGCAGAAACUAUUGAAAGCACCAUGAAUUUCCUUUUAUUUCACAAAAAGAAAACCACCAAACCACAACCUUGGAAUGUAGACCUAACCAUAGGUCCAUACAUCAAGAUACCAGUCACAGCAUACAUCAGACUGAAUGAUGACAAAAUUGUUGAAAAAUGGACCAAAACUAUCAAAGAUCCUGUUACAUCAAAGUCAAGCAGCACAACAGCUGUAGUUCGGGACAAGGGUUAUUAUGAUGCUGAAAAACAAGCUAAAGUUGAUGAGUCUGAAGUAACUAAAGCUCAUGAAUUUGGAGGCCAAACAGUUCCAUCAUCAGAAUCUGAUAAAUUCCUGCAAUACCAACCAGGAGAUAAAUCAUUGUCACUGUAUGGAUUUACGAAUGCAAAUAAUAUACAUUGGCAACACUUUGAUGGGAAGGGUUUGCAUUAUGUGUUUGAAAGAAAAGGGGAUAAAAAAGCCCAACUAGCAAUUAAAUGCUUAAUUGAGAUUCUUCAUGAAAAUAAAUUGGUGGGUGUUGUCAGAAAAGUUCAUAACAAUAACAAUGCACCAAAAAUGUUUGCUCUCAUGCCUGUCAUUGAUACAAAUAAUUACAUGUGUUUAUCAAUGGUUUCUCUAUGUUAUAAAGAGGCCAUAAAGUACAUGCCAUUUCCUCCAACAAAUAUCAGGAAAUACUCUUGUACGAAGGACCAAGUAGAUGCUUUCAAAUAUCUUAUCAGAACAAUGGACUUGACUAACUCAUAUGAUGAUACUUUUGAUGAUGCUGAAGCAUUCCCUGCUGGUGAAACUGUAAGCCCAAGUGCUCAAUAUCUUUUGGAUUGUAUUGCUUAUCGUGCACUUAAUCCAGAGAAACCCCUGCCACAGCCAAGAGAUGAGAUUAUGGAUUUAUUUAAAAUACCACCAAUGGUUGAAAAGAGAUGUCAAGAUGCACAGGAAAAGAUAAAGAAACUAUUUCCUUUGAAAAAAGUGGAAGAAAAACCCAAAAGGAGGACGAAACGACUUUUAUAUCUGAAUACUUCAAAUGACCCUUCCACUAUUGGGAAGCCGCAUGAUAAUACAAAUAAUUCUGGACCUAAAAUUGCACUUCCAAAAGCAGAUGAUUCAGAUUACACCAUCGGCACCAUUAACCCUGUGAGGGAUUUCUCAGCUUUACUGGGGAAAGGGAAAUCUUUAGUUGAUCUCGCUCCAGAUAUGACUGAAGUAAUUGAAAGUCUUCUGUACUAUAAUUUAGAUGGGGUAUACACAAAAGCUAUAACUACCAUGACACAUUUCAGAGGAGAAUGUGUUAAGACAGAUCCAUCUAUUUACAACAAUUGGCUUCUGAAGUUUAAAGUUGAUUUAUCCAAUCGUAAUAGAGGUGAUCUGCUCACAUUGAUAAAGGAAAAAGGUGUUGAUUUUAUUUUGAAAUCAGAGAACAAUUUAAGCACUUUUGAAAAAACAGAUAGUCAUGAGGAAAGUCAAUUAUAUGAAAUGGAUACUGUUCCAGAGUCAACUGAAGUAGCUAUCAAACCAGAAGUUUAUGAUAUGUUUGAUGAUAUCUAAUUGUAGUGAAAAUGCUUAUUUAAAAUAAAAACAUAGCAGAACAUGGCUGUAUAUUUUGUUUGGGGGCAAAAAGCCAUUCUUCCAAUCUUAAGGUAUUGUGUCUCUUUUCAUUCAUUGCUAAACAAAAGCCUAUAAACGGGACUAUAUUGCGAAUCCUGCAAUUCAUUCCCUGUGUUGUGUGAAGAGUGAGAGAGAACAACGCAAAUAUUUUGAACCAUGGCCUAUAAUAAUUAUUAUUAUUAUAUUAUAUAAUUAUUGGUGUAUGUCUACUGGGAGAGGGCCCAGGGUCUGAGAAAUGUCAUGGUUUUAUAUAUAAUAUAUUUUUGUCUAUAACUCAAAACAAAAUAGAUAUAAUAAGGCUUAUCACAAGGUUUGUUUGACUAACCAAUUAUGACUAUAAGUUUUGUAAGAAUUGUUUAUAUUUAUCUGUGAUUCUUGUGUUAGAUAACUCUUAGCCCUUUGUAUUGUUAUAAGAUAAAUAUAAUCUACAAAAAUUUGAAUAUAAAAAUGAAAAUUCUUAGAAAAACAACAAAGCAGGCUUUAUUAAAUUAAGUUAAAUAUUCACAAAGUAUGUAAAUCACUUACAUGUUACAUAAGUUGGUACUUUAAAUAAACAUUUAUUUUUU